Messenger RNA from Mytilus californianus (California mussel), 1823 nucleotides. RefSeq names its product toll-like receptor 4. Gene Ontology annotation, biological process: toll-like receptor signaling pathway; immune response. Gene Ontology annotation, cellular component: membrane. NCBI's taxonomy places the organism in Eukaryota, Metazoa, Mollusca, Bivalvia, Mytilida, Mytilidae. The record is from RefSeq and is a predicted model, not a curated record. Gene Ontology annotation, molecular function: transmembrane signaling receptor activity. The transcript has a single exon. Bases 479 to 1474 code for a protein of 331 amino acids.
UUGCAUUUGUAACAGAGUUCCAGAUUACGUCGGCGAAUCAUCAUUUCUUAACGGGGGUCUACAUAAAGACAUUUUACGAGCGUCUAACAAAAUUGACAAUUACCCAUUAAUAAAAUCGUGUAUUCCUUAUGACGCCACAAUUUUUCAACUCGCCCUUAUUCCGGCAAAAACAGAAACAAUAAUAAUAGAAAGUGCAAAAGUAGGUGAAAAUUUUCCACCUAUUUAUUUUAGUACAUCUUCUGUGAAGAAAAUAUCAUUGCGAAACAAUCAAAUUUUUGCCCUUACAGGGCCAAUAUGUAACUUAACCAAGCUCCAAUACUUUGACUUGUCCAGUAACAGAGCUGUUGAUAUAUCCAGUUAUGUAUUUGGUUCCCUUAUAGGUCUUAAACAUUUAGAAAUCGAUAAUAAUCUUCUAGGUAAUUCCAACAUUUUUUAUACAAACAAUUCUGUUUUUAUUUUUGAAAAUCAAACGAAUUUAAUGUUUCUCAACAUGUCGUCAAAUCGCCUAUCCCUUUUAUUCCGAAAUUUUCUAUUAAGGUCAUCUAAACUAAACACUAUUUUAAUGGAUCACAAUUUACUUACGGACUGGAAUAUUUCUAUUUAUCAUAUGCAAGACCUACAAUUUAUAGAUAUAAGUUGGAAUCAGAUAUUAUAUUUGUCUAGUGAAGGAAUGAAUCUACUCGAAAUUUCAUUUCCCUUGAAUACCACUAUCGAUAUGUCAAACAAUCCUUUUGAGUGUUCAUGUAAUUCAAUAUAUUUUUUGCAAUGGCUUCAGUUGCACAAGAAGCAUUUUAAAGGCUUCGAUGAUUAUUCAUGCACGUACUUAUAUAAGUCUUUUGAUAUACCAGAGGCAAACAUUCAUUUGAAAAAGGAUUGUUAUUCCUAUGUUGGAGUGAUUGUUUCAGCGGCGAUCGGAAUAAUAGUCUUUCUAGCUGUUAUUUCUUCUCUGAUAAUUUACCGAUAUCGAUGGAAAUUGCGUUACUGGUAUUAUAUCUUCAAGGGAGCCUACGGAGGUGAUCGUGUAAAGACUGAAUGCAAUUUUCAAUUCGAUGUUUUUGUAUCAUACGCGGAAAAGGACAGAUGGUUUCCGAAAGACUACAUGAUAGAAUUUCUCGAGAAACAAGGAGCAUUGCGCUUAUGCAUUCAUGAUAGAGACUUUAUCGCAGGAAGUGCCAUUGCCGAAAAUAUAACAAAUGCUAUUCACAACAGCCGAAAAUUUGUUUGUAUUCUCACAAAUAACUUUCUCAAGUCAAAAUGGUGUAUGUAUGAAUUUCAUAUGGCCCUAGAAGAUAUUGUGGUGACAAGACAGGGAAGAAAUAGCAUAAUAAUUGUUCAGCUAUCAAGCACAGAUGUCAGAAAUAUUCCUCGAGAAAUGAGGUAUAUAAUGAACGAGGACACGUACAUUGAUUAUCCAGAGGAUGAAGGAGACAGAGUAAUCUUUUGGGAAAAUUUUGAGAGAGAUUUUAAAUUUUAGUUUGAAAUGAAAUGCAAGCUUAAAUAUAGUUUUCGUAAGGUAUUUCAUGAAAUGAGUGUUCUUCGAAUUUGAAAGAGUUUCGUAUAUUUUCAUAGUAUAGUUUGAAUAAUAAUAACUAUUAAAAAAACUGUGUGUUUUUCCUUUAUAAAAAGUUAAGGUUCUUAUCUUCAUUAAGUACAUUGUACCUCAUAAGAUUUUUGUCUAGCUUUUAUAUUUGUACAUUGAAAUUCCUAUAGAGGAAUUUUCCGUCCUUUUUUGUUGUUGAUUAAGUUCAGAAGGGAAGUCAGUUUGGUUUUAAUGUGGCGUAAAUAUAUGUAUGUUGCAAGGGUAGAAAAGCAGCCGUAAACAA